GUUUAGAAUAUCUACAUAUUCACGCACUGUCCAAAGAUUGUGUUACAAAAAAUAAUGAAUAUUUUGGGAUGGAUUACCUAUAUCAUGUCUACCUGUUCCUUUUGCCUAUGUGUGCUGAGAAUGAAAUGUCAAGUACUGGAAAAAGAAUCUUUUAGCCCAGACAUACAUUUAACAUUUGACAAGUGUGGUGAGUUUGAGCUCCUUAACUAUAAAUUAGGUGUAAAUUGUGACAAUGUGGAAGCCCUCAAUGAAUCGUUGGUAGAGGUUCCUCUGGAAACCGACUGGCUUUGUCUAUCAAACUAUAAAGGACGUAAAAUUGAAACAGCUGCCUUUUCUCAACUGACGAACCUCCAAGCACUAUAUAUAACUGGAAAUGUUGAGCUUCUAUCUAGAACCUUUUCAGGAUUAUCUCAACUUUCCACUCUAUGGAUAAUUUUAGAAAACAUAUCUACCACCAUUACAUUUCACAAAGAUACUUUUGAUGGACUAAACAACCUCCUGGAGCUCAAAUUAUUUGGUGUACAGUUUUCCGCAUUGGAUACAUCAAUCUUUAACAAUCUUCAUCACCUCGAACAUCUGAUAUUAGAAAAUAACAGCAUCCGUUUUUUGUCAACAGUAACAAAAUCUUUAGGAAGACUAAAAACAUUACAAAAACUAUCAAUAAUCGACAAUGAUAUUGAUGUCCUGAGGAAAGAAGACUGCUUACAUUCUGAAUAUCCUGCAAUCAAUGGUCAAUAUGUGUAUUUUAACGUCAGCGUUCUAGAUUUGAGUAUGAACAAGUUACAAUUGAUUGAGAAUAAUUCUUUGUGUAAUUUUCCACACUUAUCACUUUUUAAAGCUAACAAAACUGGAAUCCAGACUAAGCAAAUGUUCCAAUCAGGGAUUAGAAUAAUUUUAACUGUUUCAUUAACAAUGACCGAUAUGCAUUUAAUGGAACUCUGUGAGUAUUCGUCAUAUUUUAAAGUGAAAGAACUUUUAUUAGGAUAUAAUUCGGUCUUCAAAAUUAACACAUACACAGGCACAUGCACAAACUUGGAAAAAAUAGAUUUAUCACAUAAUUUAUUGGAAGGGAUAUAUUCCAAUCAAAUCAAAACAUUGAAAGACUUAGUAUAUUUGGAUGUAUCCUUUAACAGAAUAAAUGUUUUGGACAUUUGCCCUGUUGAAACCUUAACUGUUUUUUCUAUGAAACUAGAGCAUUUAAAUAUUUCUUUUAAUUAUGUAACAUCUCUUUCCAAAGGACAAUUUAGUUGCCUUCAAAAUCUUCAAGUCUUAUCUUUAGAAUAUAACAAGAUCUACACUAUAGAAGAUUUUGCAUUUGAUGGUGUAACAUUGUUAACUUUUCUUAAUCUAGAAAAUAACAAUUUAUUUGAAAUAACAAAUUUUACAUUCUACAGUCUUUUUUCUCUAAAACAGUUAAAUUUAUACGAAAACAGUUUAACUGAUACAGAACCAGGUGCAUUUUUUUGGUUCAACAAACUUGAAGACAUCAGGUUGAUGUUUAACAAUAUACUUGAUGAAAUAUGGUGGUCUCAGUAUAUUGAUGUCUCUGUACAACAUAUUUCUGUAAAAACCUCAAACACUUUUCUUUCAUUGUUAUCAGAAAACUUUAAUAAAUUAUCAAAUUUAGAUACCAUGGAGAUAGAAUCUAAGCAUGUAGUUGUUGAUACAUGCCAGGAAUUUGUUUUCACUAGGUUGAAAGAAAUUUACUUGAGGGAUAACUUGUUUUGUACUUGUUUUGGAUCGGUUGAUCAAGCCAUUGGGAAUUUUACAAAUUUGGAAAAACUGUCUUAUGAUGCAAAUUCACAAGACUCGACUGAUAUAGUUACACUUAAUUCCUCAUUGCAAUAUUUAAAGAAAUUAGCAUUUCUUCGUAUAGAAAACACUGAUAAACUGAUAGGAAGAGCUCCAAUCAAUGUGCAUGAAUUAUUUCAUGGAUUAUCAAACCUGAAGAUCUUGCACUUGAAAAAUUCUGGAAUAAAUCAUUUUGAUUCAGCAGCAAUUUUUUCUGAUUUAAAUUCUCUUGAGUUUCUUCUUAUUGAAAACCAAGACAUUCAAGAAAUGAAUGAGUAUGCAUCCACUUCAAUGCCUAACCUUAGUUACAUUUAUUUUAAGAAUGUAAUUUUCGCCUGUAACUGUAAAUUUGGUGGGUUAUUGUCAUGGUUGGAAUAUGAUACUCGGGCUUCGAUUAUUAAUGCCCAUGCGCAAAAUUGCUUUAUAAACUCUAUAGAAACUAACAUGCUCUCUUUUUUACGGUCAAAUUGUCAGUAUGACUCGAAUUUUCGAAUAUUUAUAUCCACUUUUUCCACUAUAUUGGUAUUUAUGUGCAUCUCUAUAUUUCAUGAAAGCAUUUGGUGGUAUAGUUUGUAUUUGUUCUAUACAGUUAAGUGCUGGCUGAAUCACAGAUUGAGAGGAAUGGAGGAAGACUUGUAUCGAUACGAUGCAUUUGUCUCCUAUAACACUCAUGAUGAGCAAUGGAUAACAGAGCACUUGCUUCCCAACUUGGAGCAAAAUGGUCCCCCCUUUUUAAGAGUGUGCAUCCAUAAUCGGGACUUUGAGAUUGGCAGAGACAUAGUUGAGAAUAUCGUGGACAGUAUCUAUAAAAGCAGGUGGACUAUCUGCCUUAUUACACGUAGCUACCUACAAAGUCACUGGUGCUCUCUAGAGAUGCGAAUGGCAACCUACAGGCUUGUAGCAGAGAGUAAAGAUUCUCUCAUAUUCAUAUUCCUUGAUAAGAUCUCUAGGGAAGAGCUACAAUGUUAUCACAGACUCACUAAAUUGUUGGAUAAGAAAACCUACCUGGAAUGGCCACAUGAUCUCAAUGGACAAGAGUUGUUUUGGGCAAGGUUGCGUCAAGUCAUUGGUGGUUAACAGAACAUUAAUGCAUAGUCUAAUUCAAGUUUCCACUGUGCAGGAUUAACAUUGCACAAUGAACAAUAUUAGCAGAGGCACAUGUUAUCAUGAGUAAGGCUGUGACGUUUUGUUUAUUCGUGUUUCUCCUUUCAGAAAUAAUUUAUUAAGUGGAGAAAUGAACAGAAUAAUAACAUUCCACUGACAGCUAUACAAGUCCUCCUUUAUAUUGGCAAUCGCCAUAGAUAAUGACCCUUACUUCCAAAUAAUACCAUGACAAAUAUAUGUAGACAUAAUAAAAUAACUUCUAAAUAGACGGCAGAAUCUAUUGAUUAAGAACUUUUGCUUGCGCGGUUGAGGUCUGUAAAAAUACCUGCGCAAGUGACCUCCUUGUGAAGAUUUAUACCGUCAAUGUGUACAGCCUAUACAGCCAAUCCAGUGCCUUAGCCAACCUGCCAAAGAACGAAGCAGCUUUGCGCCAAAAGACACAGCCAAUCAGUAGCCUGCCACUUUCUACUUUUUUGUACAUAUGGAAUGUAGUAAAGAAAUAUUAAAGAACAAUCAUACAGCAGAGAAUGUAAUACAUGUCUGCUUAAAAGCUAUGGGGUGAUGAAUAGAACUCAGGCCACAUAAAUGAAAAUUUCACAAAUAUGUCAUCUGAUUCCUUAUCAACACCCACCUAGUGUAUGCUAUUAAAAUUCAUAUUUGCUAGUUACAUUUUUAGAACCUGUUGGGGAAGUUGCAAAGAAAGGAUUCCAUAGAAUAGAUAAGUAUCCCCAGUUUUGGUUGGGGUCAACCAAAAGAAGUUUGUUGCCAAUUUACUCUUGAUGUUCAUAGGGAAUGGGUUGAUAAAUAUAAUUUAAAUCAUUUUAUAUACAGUGUAUAUAUUGUAUCAUAAUAUGUAACCUUUAAGGGACAUGAAUCACUUGACCAUUAUUAUUUUUUUAAAUCAGCAGACACUUUUAAAUGAAAUACAAAACAAAAUAAAGGAAGAAACACUUUGAUAAGUAAAGUAACAAACUUUUAUAAAUUUACUUUAAAUUUGAUCAGAUUGCAUUAGUGGGCACACCACUCAGCAAGGGGAGUUUCUUCAGUCCCCCUUCUCUGAUCCACCCAACACAGUUUCAGACCAGUCUGCUAAUCACAGAAACAGGGCAUCAAUGUGCAGUAGGAGGAGAGAAAAACCGGACACCGAGCCUGCUCUGCAUGAAUCUCACUGAUAAGACUCCCUCUCUUCACCCCUUGUCAGGAUGUUGCAAGGUUAAGAGGUCUUCUAACAGUGCAUGUGUAAAUCUGUCAGGCAUCCCCAAUGCAUUUUUCCAGAAUUCUCAGGGAUAGGAUACCGAUUGGUUGGAUCAGUGUCCUUCCUGGAGUGGGUGUGGAAAACAUAGGAAAGAGGAAGCAGGUAAACAUGAAAAGAAAAGUCAGAUUUACAUGCUUUUUAGGCCUGCAGAGCAAGGUAACUAUUUUAUGCAAAGCUAAAGCUCUUGAAUGAGACAGAUGUCUCAAAGUGAUGCAUACCCCUUUAAUAAACUAGAUUUGUUCAUUUGUUGAUGUUAUCAAAGUUUCUGUAAAUAAUGCAUUUCUUUUUUAGUUAGUGUCUGUGCUACUGUACGUUAAAAUAACAACUGAUCUUUUAGGAUUAUAUUUGCAAGUAAACUGUUUAAAAAUAGUAUAAAAUGUAUUCAGUACAGUCUGAUCUGUUAUAUGAACCCUUUAUUUUUGUGCAUUAAAAUAUAAGCAUAACAUAGAUUCAUGUGUGACUUUUAUAUUAAGAUAUGUAAAAAAGUUUCAGUAGUCUUUUAAAGUUUUGUUCAGAAAAAAAUAAAUGUUAUGUUAAAAUAAUAUAUAG
Messenger RNA from Pelobates cultripes (western spadefoot toad), 4699 nucleotides. The record is from the annotation of a GenBank genome assembly. Lineage: Eukaryota; Metazoa; Chordata; Amphibia; Anura; Pelobatidae.